AUGACAUCAUCCUCAACGGAACCUACAACACAUUCACUUGUAUCAAUUCAAGGUAUGACUUGUGGUGCAUGUUCUGCAAGUAUCACCGAAGCAUUGGAAAAACAAGAUGGUAUUCAGAAGGCAUCGAUUUCAUUAGUCACGGAAGAUGGAUUGAUUACGCAUUCAAUAGACUAUGAUCCACAGAAUAUAGUCACUGUCAUUGAAGACUGUGGAUUCGAUGCCCAGUUACAAAGAAAAUCGAUUCUUAAACCCAGCCCAGCCACACAAUCGGAUUUGAAGCAAACUGUACUCGGAAUAGUAGGGAUGACCUGUGGUGCAUGUUCUGCAAGUAUCACCGAAGCAUUGGAGAAUAUCACUGGUGUGUCGUAUGUUUCCGUGUCGUUGAUUACUGAGGAAGCCUUGGUCAAGCAUGGCUCUGCAGUAACAUCGGAUCAAUUGAAAGAGGCAAUAGAAGAUUGUGGAUUUGAUGUAACCCAUGUACGAACAACUGAUGUAUCUGGGGAUAGUAAUGAUGGACGAAACGGAACUGGAACCGAAGGGACGGAAGAGGAUGAGGAAACGUGUUUGAAAAUUAUGGGACUACAUCCUGAUAUUGAUUUAGUAGGUUUCAAAUACAAUCUUGAAGCAUAUCUACAGAGUGUUCCGGGAAUAAAAUCGUUUGAUAUUUCCUUGCAGAGUCAAGAGGAGGGAGUUGCUGAGGACUUAACAGUACUGCCAAGGACAUCAAUUGAAGAUAUGGCUCUUGGUGUCGGCAACGAAUUAAUCAUAUCCUAUGAUCCAGCAUCCAUAGGUAUACGAGAUAUCGUCGAUGGUCUUGACACAUUGGAAAACGAAGUCACUUUCGUUGUUGUCAACUCAUUAGACCAGUCCUCUGCCACUCAACUCAAAUUAUUAUCCAAGAUAAAAGACAUCAAGUACUGGUCAAAUAUCGUUAUUCAAAGCCUAAUAUUUGGUAUUCCAAUAAUAAUUCUUGUCCAUACUGAAAGAACAAGUAUAUGGAAGAAUACAAUGUUGUUCCCUGGGUUGUUCCUAGUUACAUUACUUGAAACCGUUCUUGCUACUUAUGUCCAAUUUCGAUUGGGGGCAAAAUUCUUACGUAAAUUUACUUCAUUUGUCAGAAACAACUUUAAAGGUGCAUCAAUGGAUGUUUUGGUAUCAAUUUCAACCAUGGUGACGUAUAUUUUCUCCAUUGUGUCAAUUGUGAUAAGUGUAUGGCAGGGUAAUACAGAGAACCCACCAAAAGUUUUGUUUGACACCCUUGUAAUGUUGAUUACGUUUGUAUCAUUUGGUAAAUUAUUGGAAAACAAAGCCAAGGGGGCAACAUCCUCAGCAUUGUCAAGUUUGUUGUCUUUGACUCCUUCCACUUGUACAAUCAUCAACAAUCCAAGUCAAUAUUUGAAAGAGGGUGAAACGAAAGAAGAUCAACUUCAACAGGAUUAUCAAACCAGAACAAUUAGUAUUGAUUUGGUACAACCCAAUGACAUUGAAAUUGUAUUGCCUGGUGGUAAAGUCCCCGCCGAUGGAGUUAUUGUUUUCGGUGAAUCAGAAAUCGAUGAAAGUUUAAUCACUGGUGAACCAUUACCCAUCCACAAAAAAAAUGCAGAUUCAGUAAUUGGUGGGUCAAUCAAUGGACCUCAUUUAAUUCACAUUAGAGUCACCAAAACUGGCAGAAAAUCACAAUUGCAGCAAAUCAUCAAUUUAGUUAAAGACUCACAAGUGAACAAGGCACCAGUGCAAAGAUUUUCUGAUUAUGUUGCUGCUAGAUUUGUUCCGUCGGUUAUUAUGUUGGCAGUUGUGACAUUUACCGUAUGGGCAGUCAUUUGUUUUACAAUGCAUAUUGAUGGUUUGCCAAUGAUUUUCCGUCAAAAUGAAAAUGGUAAAUUUUUUGUUUGUUUACAAUUGGCAAUUUCAGUUAUUGUUGUUGCUUGUCCAUGUGCUUUGGGGUUGGCAGCACCAACUGCAGUUAUGGUGGGUACUGGUGUUGGAGCCUUGAAUGGUGUCUUGAUCAAGGGAGCAGAUAUCUUGGAAAAGACAACUUCGGUGAAUAUUAUCUUGUUCGACAAGACUGGUACAUUAACAACCGGAGAAAUGUCAAUAGUUAGAUCAAAACCAGUACUCGAUCAAGAUUUUUUCGAGCUUUCUGUUUCUGAUUGGUGGAAAUUGAUUGGUUCAGUGGAGUGUAACUCUGAACAUCCAGUCGGAAAAGCAUUGACAAAACUGGCUAGAUCCUAUUGUGGAUUAAGCUUUGAAGAUGAUUCAUUUGACACGCUGAUUAAAGCCGUCAAUAUAUUGCUUGGAGCUGGUAUUGAAGCAAAUGUAACCUUGGGAUCAGUAGAUUACAACGUCCAUGUUGGAAAUCACAACUUGGUAAAGGAGAAAUUCCCUCAAUUGUUGCAAGAAAUUGACAAUGAGGAUUUUAGCCCCAUAAAUACAGUAACCUUUGUGAUUAUUAAUGGAGCCUUCUCUGGAUUCAUUGAAUUAUCGGAUUCAUUAAAGGAAGGUUCACGUGAAGUUAUAAACUAUUUGAAGGAAUCUGAAGGUUACAUUAUUGGUAUGGUGACUGGAGACAAUAAAGGGGCUGCUUUGAAAAUUGGUAAAGAGGUUGGAAUUUCCGAACAAAACAUUUACUACGAAGUAUCCCCAAUACACAAGGACAAAGUUAUAUCAGAUUUAAAAUCCAAAUUCGGACCUAGUGCCAGUAUCGCAUUCAUUGGAGAUGGAAUCAAUGAUGCUCCAGCAUUAGCCAAAGCUGAUAUUGGAAUGGCUAUAAGUUCAGGAACCGACAUUGCCAUCGAAAGUGCUGACAUUGUCCUUAUUGGGGGUCAAAGACGUCAACAAACAGACUUGUAUGGAGUCAUCAAUGCCCUAAAAAUAUCAACCACUACAUUUCAAAGAAUUAAAAUGAAUUUUGUUUGGGCCGUCAUUUACAAUAUCUUUAUGUUACCUUUUGCAAUGGGAUGUUUCUUGCCUUUGAAUUUAAUGUUACCUCCUGUGGCUGCAAGUAUAGCCAUGAUGGUUAGUUCGCUAAGUGUGGUUAUGAAUUCCCUCUUGUUGAAAUUGUACAAAGCUCCCAAAAUUGAUCCGGUGGAUAAAUUUGAUUUGGAAAUGGCUGUGAAUGAAGAUGAUUUUGAUUUGAAGAAUGGAACUGCGCAAGAAUUUCAAGCUCAGAAAAGAGGAAAUAGUAAGUGGAGCUUGCGCUCACUCAAACUGUUGUUUACGAAAAGAAGAGCGAAUAGGAGGAAUGUUCAGGAUUAUCAAUUAGUUUCAGGAAGUUCGAGGGCGUGA
Messenger RNA from Lodderomyces orthopsilosis Co 90-125, 3285 nucleotides. It is a transcript of the gene CCC2, whose product is annotated as Cu(2+)-transporting P-type ATPase. Gene Ontology annotation, cellular component: membrane. The coding region runs from base 1 to 3285 and encodes 1094 amino acids. Lineage: Eukaryota; Fungi; Ascomycota; Pichiomycetes; Serinales; Debaryomycetaceae. The record is from RefSeq and is a predicted model, not a curated record. Gene Ontology annotation, biological process: monoatomic cation transport; copper ion homeostasis. The transcript has a single exon. Gene Ontology annotation, molecular function: P-type divalent copper transporter activity; ATP binding; ATP hydrolysis activity.